AUGUCUGGCUCGAGAAAGCGUGGGGUUGUGUUCUCAUCGGGUCGCAGCUCAAUUCAGAUUUUCACUUUGACAGUUGACAGAGAAGUCAUUUUCUCCGGCGGUCUUCAUCCUGAC
Messenger RNA from Protopolystoma xenopodis, 114 nucleotides. The record is from the annotation of a GenBank genome assembly. NCBI's taxonomy places the organism in Eukaryota, Metazoa, Platyhelminthes, Monogenea, Polystomatidea, Polystomatidae.